GUGCUGCCUGAAGGCAUGAUGCACCUGCCGGACCGGGCGUUCCGCAACCGCGCCUCUCUCGUCUCGGUCGCCUUCCCGCGCAGCCUUGCCUCCAUCGGCAGCAACGCCUUCGAAGGCUGCUCCUCGCUCUCCUCCAUCGACCUCCCUGCCGGCCUCACCGCCAUCAACAACCACGCCUUCCGCCGCUGCUCCGCCCUC
Messenger RNA from Emiliania huxleyi CCMP1516, 198 nucleotides. RefSeq lists its product as hypothetical. Lineage: Eukaryota; Haptophyta; Isochrysidales; Noelaerhabdaceae. The record is from RefSeq and is a predicted model, not a curated record. The annotation marks the transcript as partial. The transcript has a single exon.